Anarrhichthys ocellatus (wolf-eel) is the source of this 3665-nucleotide messenger RNA. RefSeq names its product SIN3-HDAC complex associated factor, like (gene sinhcafl). The record is from RefSeq and is a predicted model, not a curated record. Gene Ontology annotation, biological process: negative regulation of cell migration. The transcript has 5 exons. Gene Ontology annotation, cellular component: Sin3-type complex. NCBI's taxonomy places the organism in Eukaryota, Metazoa, Chordata, Actinopteri, Perciformes, Anarhichadidae. The coding region runs from base 914 to 1741 and encodes 275 amino acids.
UUACAUUUGUGGAGUUUGACUGGUGUGUUAUGUGUGAAGAGACCGAUGGUGAUGUUGUGCAGUCGUAAACUGACUUGUGCGUGUCCGGUAGUUGUAAGCUCAACGUACAAAGACUAACCGACAAUGGGAUAACGUGGAAGUGAACGAGAGCGUGGCGUGGUAAUGGUAGCACAGUCGGCUAGCUAGCAUGCUAACAGCUAACAACAAUGAGCCGUAUUUGGCGCUCUAGCCGGCAAAAGUUUGAAUUUAAAUGGAAGAAUGGGUUCAUCGUAACUUUUUGUGUUUUGUAAAGAAUAUUGACAAAAUGCCCGAAUGGCGCAAAGCUGAUAGCCGUGUGUUAUUUAGACACAUGUGUUAAGUACAAUGGUAGCUUUUUGUUUCUUCACUUCACAACGCGCUGCUGCCCGCUUUUUGUUUCGAGUUUCUGCUGCAAACAAAUCCUCAAGCUGAACAGCGUCACAAAUCAACUAAAUCAUCCACCUUUAUUGUCUUUGUGCGAACAAACUCGUUCAGUGUCCAACGCAUUGACUGGUGUUCAGAAAAGUAGCAUAAACGCCAGUUAACGAUAGUAACACGCGAUGUUGUGGUGGGUGUAACGUUUCGGCGAUUCCUAGCGUUCAGCGUGCGGACUGUGUGGAAGGUUGGAAGCCUGCAUCAGUAAAACGUAACAUUACUGGUCCUUAUGUUAUGAUUAUUAAACGCAACCAAUAUCAGGUUAUAACGUUAGUGCAAUGUCUGUUUUUGUGUUUUUGGUGUUCCCGCGACUUGGCUUUAAAUUCCUUUAAUAUGCUUGUUGCUUUAGCCAAAGUUAGUCCUGUUUUUUAGUGUGUUUGUGGGCCGUAUAUGUGAUGAUUUGAUGGCUAAAAGCUGACUUUCGUAUGUUUAAAUUAUGUGUUACGACUAGCUUGGUUAUAUGUCUACUUGUGGGACCGCCCCCUUUUCAGUAGUAGAAAGCUCAACUGUCUGCAGACAUCCACGGUGCCUUUUUACCGGGACCAUUUCCGAUCUUUUGUUUUACGCUUUUCAGAUUUUUGCCAUAACACCGACCAACAAACAGACUAUGUUUGGCUUUCACAAGUCAAAGAUCUACCGGAGUAACGACGGCUGUUGCAUCUGCAAGACCAAGUCCUCCAGUUCACGCUUCACAGACAGCAGUCGAUAUGAAGAGACCUUCGAGCUGUGCUUUGGGCUGUCAGAAGAUCGUGUUGGAGACAUUUGCAAUGCCUGUGUGUUGCUUGUGAAGAGGUGGAAGAAGCUACCUAAUGGCUCCAAGAAGAACUGGAACCACGUGGUGGAUGCCCGGGCUGGACCAGGCUUCAAGAUGACAAAGCCCAAGAAGAUCAAGAGCGGUGAUGGGAAGAGGAAAAGCAAGCUAAAGAAGCUUCAUAAAUUAAAGAGACAAACAGACUCCGAUGCCCACAGCACAACAUCCAGUGUGUCUCCGGCUCAGUCCCCCAGUUACAGCAACCUGUCAGACGAUGGCUCAGACAUCGAGUCCAAGCAAAGACGCCCGACUCCCACCAUCUUCUCUUUCCUGGACCGUUCGUACUGGAAAAGGCAAAAGGUGUGCUGUGGGAUUGUCUACAAGGGGCGGUUUGGAGAGGUGAUUAUUGAUCCUCGGCUCUUCAAGCCCUGCUGCAGUUCCAAAAAACAGAAGACACUGGUGUCCACGCAGGUGGCCACACACCUUCCAGACACACUUCCUCCACAACUCCCAGAAGACGUGAAAGAAACCUGGUGAUUGCUUUUGUUGAAUCCCCCUGUAGGGUUAUCCACGGCAUCCACCUGGAUUUGUCUCCAGUGGCAGACCUCUCAUUUCCACCCAAUUAGAUCAACUAGUUAGCUGUUUCUUUUCUGUGUAAUAUUAAUUUUUAAAUGGGUGUCUUUUAUCUUUUGUAUAGAAUUGAUUUUCAUUUAUUUUUUUUAUAGAAAGGAAAGAAAAAAAGAAAAAAAAAAUUAUUAUGGGCAUUAGUGUUAUUUAUAGGUUGAGUGAGCAAAUUUUGUCGAUACUCAGUUUCUGAUUUGGUAUUGUUUUUGGUUAUUUUGUAUUAAGUGAUCAAUGUUUUGUAAAUAUUUUUGUCCCCUUUUCAUACAUAUCAAGACUGUUUUAUAUUUUUUUUCCAUAAUUUUUUCUAAUUGUACGUGCAUAUGAGAGACACCAGCUAUUCUAAUACCAGCAUUAUUGUUUAUGUUGGAGUGGCUCUCCAACAUGUUGCAAUGUUUUGUCUUAUCUGUUUGUUCCACAUGUGCGACUGCGUGAGUCUGUAGGAUUCUUAGUACAACAAAGGGCUGUUGGUUACCCCAGGGUUCAUUGGAACAGUUGUUCUCUAUGAAUUUAAUGUGCUUUUAGUGUUUGUAUAGACAACAACACACACUCUUUCUGACACUUUUCACAGCUUAAGCAUGCUACAAGUUUGGAACACUGUUUAGAUUUUCUCAUCGGUUGGUGCCCAUUAACUCGGAUAGAUGUGGUGACGCCAUGCAUGCAGUACAUUCCUCCACCCUUUGGAAUGACAAAAGUGAUGUAUUUAUUUCUUUUGUACAGCCUCCAAUGAAAUGACGACGCAUGUUUUAAAGCAAAUGUUUUUAAAAUUUAUUUGGUAAAUACAGUUAGUGUUUCUGCUCUUGGUACAUCAAAAUCUUUUUUUAAAUGACAGGAAUAGCAAGCUAAUACUUCUGUAAGAAAAUGUAUGUGUGUGUCUGAAAGGUGGUGAGAACGCUAAGCCAGUUAAUGGGUUUUAUCACAUUUUCACAUCUCAUUAUCUCCGACAUAUUUCUGUCAAGGUGUGCAAAACUGUAGCCUAUGCUCUGCGGAAAUAUGUGUAAACUGCAGGGAUCGGUGAAGCUUAUGGUCAGGAACGUGAGCCUCUUUUUUUACAAUUACUCUACAUUUUUACAGAAAAUGUGGUUUUAUUACCAUUUCUGUAAUUCAUCUUCAGAAGCAAUUGUCAAAGUUCAAACUAUGCAGACAUUUUGAAUGUGAGAAGUGCUCUGGGGCUGUCUAUCACUCACUAUUAAGGUGUAAAGUGAUGGAUCCCUAUUCAACCAAAUUGGCUUAUAAAAAGCAUCCAUUAUUUCAACCAUUUUUCUAAUCAAAAUUCAUCAUUGUCUCAAAGUAUUUCUCUUGUAUGUUGGGUUAAAAUAAUGCUCAGAUUGCAGCAUUCUAGUCAUCGUGCAUACUUUCUCAAAUGAAUACUGUAAUGACACGGUUGCUUUAUUAUUUUUUUGCAUUGUAAUUAAUCUCAACCUUCAUCAAUUGACAGGCAAUGAUCCGUAAAGUUGCUUAAUAUAUAAACGUUUCUGCGGCAGGGUAGUUAAAUGCUGAACAUGUUUUAUGAUUCUUAUUAAACGGAGAAAUGCUGCUUCCUUUUAAGCUGGGAAAUGAGCUUGUUUUUGUCCUUAGGGAGUUGCCAUAUUGUUUUUGCGAGGUACAUUUUGGGAUGCGAGAUGUGCCCUAAUGAAUUACCUGACCUUGUCAUGAUUCUCUUGUAAUUUAUAUUUAUUUAUUGCAAAACCGUUUUUUAACUUGACAUUUUGAUAACUGGUGUUGAGCCUUUCAGAGUCUUUUUUUAAAUUUUGUGCACUUCCUUUGAACAUGCAAUGUCUUUUUUUUUUUUUAAUAUUUCUUUGUAUAAUGUACGACAAAGUAGAUCUGUAUUGUAAUA